Molecule: messenger RNA, 1504 nt
Organism: Ipomoea triloba (trilobed morning glory)
Lineage: Eukaryota; Viridiplantae; Streptophyta; Magnoliopsida; Solanales; Convolvulaceae
Exons: 6
Coding region: 208-1290 (360 amino acids)
Source: RefSeq, a predicted model, not a curated record
UUUUUUUCCUUCUCGGCUUCUUCUCGCUGUAAAAAAAACAAAAACCAAUUCAAUCCAAUCCGAUCGUAUCGGCGGUGGUGGUUAACGGCGGAGCUUGUGGAUUCUGGCGAUUGUGCUGCCUCUGUGCGCGACAGCCGGAGUGCAGUGUGUUCUAAGAAUCGAGUUUUCAUUUAUUAUCGAUUUGUAGAGCGAAGCGGACGGUGAGGAAUGGCGUACAGGAGGAAGCUGGGGCUCACAAGGUCAGCCACAUUCCAUCCAGAGAUUCGCCGGCAUUCUUCCGAAGAUUUAGACAGCCCUUCCGAGACGUCGCCUUCGCUGGCAGCGAAGGCGAUCAGAGCCUCCGCCGCUCACCGUGAAUCCUCCCUCUCCUCCGCUUAUUCUCCUCGAUCAAAGGGUUCUCCCACCUAUGACUAUACCUCGAUGAAGGGUUCAGAUGACGUGGGCGGUUUCUGGGGUGUUCUAGUUAGGAAAGCUAAAGCUAUUCUUGAGGAUGAAACCAUGUCCCGGGAGAUUGAAGCCCCUAGUAUUAGUCCACCAAAGGCCAACCAGUCUUUUCAACAGCAUGACAGUUCCAAAAAAAUGGAGAAUCCUACUCUUCGGAAUGGCUUGGAUGCAUUCACAUCUUCCUUGAACAACUUUGGAAAUGCAUUGGAGGAAGGACGUAGUAUUGUCGAGAACAAAACUGCAGACAUCAUACAAGAAACACGCAAACUACAGAUCAGGAGAAAUGGAACUGGCCCCAGUGAGCAAAAUCAGGGCUCAAAAACACAACCCACUCAGUCUCAGAAGCAAACAAGUAACGAAGAUCAACUCACGGAAUCUCGCAAGAUGGCAGUGGCAACAGCUGCCAAAGCUAAGCUUCUUCUGCGAGAGCUGAAAACUCUUAAAUCAGAUCUGGCCUAUGCAAAAGAACGGUGUUCUCAGCUGGAGGAAGAAAAUAGAAUGCUUCGAGAGACUGGCCAAAAGGGAGACCAUCAUGAUGAUGAUGACAUGAUACGCCUCCAGCUUGAGACAUUACUAGCUGAGAAAUCUCGGCUGGCAAAUGAGAAUGAGGUGUAUGCUCGUGAGAAUCGUUUCUUGAGAGAGAUUCUUGAAUAUCACCAACUCACCAUGGAUUUUAUUGAUUUUGAUGAGGAUGACAUCGAAGAGGUCACAGAAGUUUACCCUCUUCCUGCAGUCUCAACGUUUCCCGUUCCCCUUCCUCAGCAAGUAACAAUGGAUGUUCCACAAACUGAAGUUCCACCUAGUCAUACAGUUCCUGGAGUGGAAGAUUCAACAAAAACUUGUUAGUGUCUGUGUUUUCCCUCUUUUUUUCUUCUUUCUUUCGUUGGAGAUCAGAGUAUUCGUGUGUAGUAUUAUUGCCUCUCCCUUUCUGGUCUUUGGUGGGAAGUAGGAUAGCAAACCAAAGGAGUUUGUGAGAGAUUUUUAUUUAUUUGUAUUUUUAUAAAUUGUAAUUAAUUGAUUAUUCAUUCUUGUAUGUAAUCAUUCGUACUAGAUUUUGUUU